This is a messenger RNA of Diaporthe amygdali, 690 nucleotides long. RefSeq lists its product as uncharacterized. The transcript is spliced from 2 exons. NCBI's taxonomy places the organism in Eukaryota, Fungi, Ascomycota, Sordariomycetes, Diaporthales, Diaporthaceae. The record is from RefSeq and is a predicted model, not a curated record. The coding region runs from base 1 to 690 and encodes 229 amino acids.
AUGGUCGGGACGGCUGGGGCGAUCAUCAUCACGAUAGUCGUGCUCGCUGUCGUCGGUGGCGUAGGAUGGGUCUUCUAUAGCAGGCUGCAAGCUAAGAAGCUUGGGCUUCCUCCUCCAUCACUGACAUCCUUCGUACCUUUUAUGCACAAAUCCGACCCGUCGCCGUAUGGUCCGCCGGCUCCGGCGCCAGGAGGUGUGUCCGGGUGGUUCAACGACCAGAUCCGCAAGUUCAAAAACCGCAACAACCGUAGCGCCGCCGGCGCAUACGAAGGCGCCGGCCAAGCCCCCGGACGGCGCGGCUUCGGACCUCUCGACCCGGACGAGGCCUGGGACUCGCGCGUCGGCAACGAGGCGGACAACUACGGGCCAGGAGGCUAUUACGAGGAGCAGGAGCUGGGGCUGCACCAGCCCGGCCGGCCGUCGCGUCAUGAUGAGAACACUGCCUACGCCGGUGCUAGCGAACACGAGAGCUACUCGAUGAACCUGGCUGCGACGCCGCGGAUGGCUCCACUAGGGUUUGACGGGGAUAGGGGCAGGACGCUGAGUCGGGACGGACGGAACCCUUUUGACGAUGACGCCGCCGAGCCGUCUAACAUCAGCCUGAGAGGCGUUUCUCCACGGCCAAUGGACGGUGAGCGGCAGGCCGAUAACGCCAGUGAGAGGAGGAGUAUCUUCCGGGAGAACGUCUGA